CAGUAGAAUCUCCGGAGGGGAGGGCGGAAGUGAAAGGGGAAAUGUAACCUAAGGACGCUUCUUGGCGAGUGGAGGGGUUACUGCAAUAAUGAGGGACUUGUACUCCAGCUCUCAUCAGCCUCAGCGUGCCUGGCCAAUGGUCAGAAAUAAUGGGAACUGGAUAACCUUUAACUCAAUUUUGCUUUCCCCCGUGUUGUGGCCGUUUUUCUGCUUUUGCCAAAGAGAUGAAGAAAGGAGAAAAAUACUUCUAUAGUGGGUCAGGAGCGUUUUGCUGCUCUACUCUUAUCUCUGUGGUGCCCUGAUCCAUUGGCCUAGCAUUGAAGGAAAGGGGUCUGAGGCGCGCACUACUGCACCAUCCCGCUCCUUCCCCUUUAGGCACCUAUCUCUUUAGGGGCGCGGGGGAAACAGGUCGAUUCUUUCGGCGCGCAUGCGCCUCUCCUUUUCCCCUUUCUCUCCCGCUGCCGCCCUUAAGAAAGCUGGCGCCCGAGGUAACCGCCAGCGAUACUAGCGACUGGUUCGGAUGACGCGAAAGAGGUGCGCCGCUCGAUGAGGCGAGCGCAGGGCCACAGCUUGGCACGGGAGAACUUCUGGAGUGACAGGGUUGUGCAGUGACUAGUGCGUUAGACUUGGGACGUUCAAAUUUUCUCUUGAAUAACUAAGGUCAUUGGGAGGUCUUGGGUAUAUCGCUGUCAGCUGAAUCUCCUCAGUCUGUAUGGGAAUGGGAUACAAAACUUAAGAUCCUUAUUUUAGACACCUGGAAGCUGAUGUCCUUUCAAAUAUGUCAAGACUGGCUGCAUAGCUUGUUGUUGGGAUGCUUUAGGAAGAGACUCUCAAGGCAGAUGGUGUGAAACUGCUUUUCUGGACUGGGUUUCUGGAAGUACUUCUAGCCUGACUGGAGACGUGACUGCUGCCAUGGAUCAGAACAACAGUUUGCCGCCCUAUGCCCAGGGUUUAGCAUCCCCUCAGGGUGCAAUGACUCCUGGCAUCCCUAUUUUUAGUCCUAUGAUGCCUUAUGGCACAGGGCUCACACCCCAACCUGUUCAAAGCACCAACAGUUUAUCUAUUCUGGAAGAACAACAGAGGCAGCAACAGCAAGCAGCCGCACAGCAGUCCACAUCACAACCAACACAAGGAGCAUCUGGUCAAACGCCACAGCUCUUUCACUCACAGACACUUACCACAGCUCCUUUACCAGGAACCACACCUUUCUACCCCUCUCCAAUGAACCCCAUGACCCCAAAAACGCCUGCAACACCUGCCUCUGAAAGCUCUGGAAUUGUUCCACAGCUACAGAAUAUUGUGUCUACAGUAAAUCUUGGUUGCAAGCUUGACCUAAAAACCAUUGCCCUUCGUGCUCGAAAUGCUGAAUACAAUCCCAAGCGUUUUGCUGCUGUAAUCAUGAGAAUAAGAGAGCCGCGUACCACUGCCCUCAUAUUCAGCUCUGGGAAAAUGGUGUGUACAGGGGCUAAGAGUGAGGAGCAGUCCCGGUUAGCUGCCAGAAAGUAUGCCAGAGUUGUGCAAAAGUUGGGUUUUCCAGCCAAAUUCUUGGAUUUUAAGAUUCAGAAUAUGGUGGGCAGUUGUGAUGUAAAAUUCCCUAUCAGGCUUGAAGGGCUGGUACUCACACACCAACAGUUUAGCAGUUACGAGCCAGAGUUGUUUCCUGGUUUAAUUUACAGAAUGAUCAAGCCAAGAAUUGUCCUGCUUAUAUUUGUUUCUGGGAAGGUAGUUUUAACUGGUGCAAAAGUCAGAGCCGAAAUUUAUGAAGCAUUUGAAAAUAUAUAUCCUAUUUUAAAAGGAUUCAGAAAGACAACGUAACAGUUUCUCAUGCUUAUUCCAGAAACUGGGGCACUUUUUAAAAGUUAACUGAUUAUGGCACAGCAGUGAAAGGAGAGACUCGCAAACUGCAACGUUAGGACUUGGAAUAUUUUUCCCAGUUAGUGCCUAAUUUCCUGAUUUUCACGGGAAGGGUGUGUGUUAUGUCUAUACUGAGUUACUGUGAGUUGCUUCAUUGGGCUCUCCUUGGAGAAACAACUCUUAUUUAUAUUUCAAGUUUUUAAACAGUUUUAAUAUCUAAUCUUUUUAUUUGAAAAUCUUAUGCUGGCUAAUUGGUUAAACCUGUUAUCCAACAUUUAACACAGUUUUGUUGCAGUAUUCUUUCAGCCAUGGAUUUUAUAACCAGAAAUUUUAAUUCUACAUUUUUAGACCAUCUUUCACAUUCCGUUUGCAGUAUUCAAUAGGACAGAAAAUUGCUAAUGAAAACUGAUGGCUGUAUAUAUUCCUCAUUUUGGGAAGCAAUCUUUGAGUUCUAAAUGUAUAAUAAGUGCUGCUUAUAAAAUUUGGGGAAUUUGAAGAGUAAAACCUGUGUUCAACCUGAUUGGCUUCUGCUGCUGUGUUAAUGUGCUAAAUGCAUGCUUGUAGCUUUAAAUGUAUUGAUUUUUAUAAGAUUUCUUAACACUCCAGUAUUAAAGCAAUGUGUUUUGCCAUUUAAA
This is a messenger RNA of Rhineura floridana, 2489 nucleotides long. RefSeq names its product TATA-box binding protein (gene TBP). The coding region runs from base 913 to 1815 and encodes 300 amino acids. The transcript is spliced from 9 exons. Gene Ontology annotation, molecular function: RNA polymerase II general transcription initiation factor activity; DNA binding. Gene Ontology annotation, biological process: DNA-templated transcription initiation. The record is from RefSeq and is a predicted model, not a curated record. Lineage: Eukaryota; Metazoa; Chordata; Lepidosauria; Squamata; Rhineuridae.